AUGACUUCGAAUACACUGCUUUACAAGGAUAAAGGUCCAAAAUGCUCAGAAGUGCCCCAGAUUUUCAUGAUAUUUUUUGCGGUACUGAUCUUCCAUCAAUCCUUUACCACGCAAAAUGGCUUAGGAAUUACCUUCAUGUUAAAAAGUUGGCCUUACCUUUUAAAAACUUUGAGCUACGUUAUGCUGAUCGUAGCAGCUGCUGUCUUAGCCACUAAUUGGAGUGCCAAGAAUCUUUUAUGUCUGAGCAUUGCCGGCAUCGGUAUGCUGCACUUGAUUCAAGGGAUUCUAGAUCAAACCAUAGAUCCACAGUCCGAACAGUUGAACGAUUUCUUCAAGCGGUUAAUGAGUAUAGCUUAUGGCGUAACCCAUGCGCCAGUUCUGCCUUGCGUUUACGUACUCUUGGCUCGCUUGACGCCGCCUCAAGACAGAGCGACUUUUGGCUCAUAUGUUUUUUCUGCCAAGCAAUGUAGCACUAUAAUUUUUCUCAUCGUUACUACGUGCUGUGCAAACGACAAUAGUUUCCUUGAAGUUUACUACGCUACAUACUCAAUUUUUGGAUUGAUCGCCGUGGUUUGGAGUAUCGUGUACUAUUUUGUGGGAUCCAACUAUGAUCUGGAAUUCGUGGACCAAGCUCCAUCGUUCAAGCCACAAAUACCUUGGAGCUCGAUUCUGUCGUCGUUGCCCGUCUGGACUUUGAUAUUUUCUCACGCGUCUAGCUUUGCUGUUCAAGUAGUCACAAUGAAGCGAAGUCAAUACAUGUUUCAAAAUAUGUAG
This is a messenger RNA of Trichogramma pretiosum, 774 nucleotides long. Its product is annotated as putative inorganic phosphate cotransporter. Gene Ontology annotation, biological process: transmembrane transport; monoatomic anion transport. The coding region runs from base 1 to 774 and encodes 257 amino acids. The transcript is spliced from 5 exons. Lineage: Eukaryota; Metazoa; Arthropoda; Insecta; Hymenoptera; Trichogrammatidae. The record is from RefSeq and is a predicted model, not a curated record. Gene Ontology annotation, molecular function: transmembrane transporter activity.